Molecule: messenger RNA, 5502 nt
Organism: Sceloporus undulatus (fence lizard)
Lineage: Eukaryota; Metazoa; Chordata; Lepidosauria; Squamata; Phrynosomatidae
Gene: PLCD1
Product: phospholipase C delta 1
Exons: 12
Coding region: 55-1839 (594 amino acids)
Biological process (GO): lipid metabolic process; phosphatidylinositol-mediated signaling
Molecular function (GO): phosphatidylinositol-4,5-bisphosphate phospholipase C activity
Source: RefSeq, a predicted model, not a curated record
AACAGCUGGAUUCAUGCCUGCUUGAGGAAGGCAGAUAAGAACAAAGACAACAAAAUGAGUUUUAAAGAGCUCAAGAACUUCCUGAAAGAAAUCAACAUCCUAGUUGAUGACGGCUAUGCUCGGCAGAUUUUUGAGCAGUGUGACAUAUCCCAGACAGACACCUUGGAAGAUUAUGAGAUAGAAAUCUUCUAUAAGUUACUGACAGAGCGAAAAGAGAUAGACCGGAUCUUCUCUGAACAGUCAGAGGACAAAGAGACCAUGUCAUUGGAUAAUCUGGUGAGGUUCCUCCGAGAAGUACAGCACGAAGAAGAGGCUGGACCUGAACUGGCGCUCUCUCUGAUUGAGAAAUAUGAACCCAACGAAACUGUCAGAAGACAAAGAGCCAUGACCAAAGAUGGCUUCCAGAUGUAUUUGCUGUCAGCUGAUGGGAACCUAUUCAAUCAAAGACAUAGUCAUGUGUACCAGGACAUGACACAGCCUCUCAGUCAUUAUUAUAUUUCAUCUUCACACAACACCUACCUCAUGGAGGACCAGCUGAAAGGGCCGAGCAGUACAGAGGCUUACAUUAGAGCCCUGACCAAGGGCUGCCGAUGUGUGGAACUGGAUUGCUGGGAUGGCCCCAAUUCUGAGCCUGUCAUUUACCACGGCUACACACUCACCUCCAAGAUCCUGUUCUCCGAUGCUAUCAAAGCCAUCAAGAACUAUGCUUUUAAAACUUCUCCUUAUCCUGUCAUCAUAUCCUUGGAGAAUCACUGUAGCCUUGAGCAGCAGAAGAUGAUGGCACACCACCUCCAUACUAUCUUGGAAGACAUGCUCUUGGUGGCACCACUUGAAGGCAACACAAAUGAGUUACCUUCACCAGAGCAAUUAAAGGGGAAGAUUCUUGUGAAAGGGAAGAAGCUAAGCCUGGAGACCGAAGAAGUUUCUGAUGAGGAUGAAGCAGCUGAAAUGGAGGAUGAAACUGUGAACAGUGAGGUGGAAAGGAAGAGAAUGGUGAAUCAGUGCUCCUUUCAGAGUGACAAGCUAAAGCUUGCCAAGGAGCUGUCUGACACAGUUAUCUACUGCAAAAGUGUCCACUUCGGAGGUUUCAGUGACACAAGUCCCCCAGCAUACAAUGAGAUGUCAUCCUUCACGGAGAGCAAAGCUCUUAAGCUGGUCCAGGAAUCUGGAACCAGCUUCAUCCGUCACAACGUCAGGCAUCUAAGCAGGAUCUACCCAGCAGGAUGGAGGACAGAUUCUUCUAACUAUAACCCAGUCGACAUGUGGAAUGUGGGCUGCCAGAUAGUUGCCUUGAAUUUUCAGUCCAAAGGACUAGAAAUGGAUGUCCACCAGGGCCGAUUCCAGGACAAUGGAUUAUGCGGGUAUGUCCUAAAGCCAGAAUUUCUUCGGGAUGAGCAAUCUGAAUUCAACCCCAAAUUCAUCACAGAAGGGUCAUGGCAGACCCAGAAGAAACUCCAAGUUAGGAUCAUCUCCGGCCAGCAGCUGCCCAAGGUUAACAAAAGCAAAAACUCCAUUGUGGAUCCGAGGGUGAUUGUGGAGAUUCACGGUCUCCAGAUGGACAACGACAAGAAGCAAACCAAAGUCAUCGAUAAUAACGGUUUUAAGCCAACAUGGAAUGAAACAUUUGAGUUCAAAAUACACGUUCCUAAGCUGGCCCUGGUCCGCUUCAUGGUGGAAGAUUUUGACGCUUCCACAAAAAAUGAUUUUAUUGGACAGUUCACGGCUCCCUUCAUGAGUCUGAAGCGAGGCUAUCGUCAUAUUCACCUCUUGACAAAGAAUGGAGACCAGUACCCAUCUGCUACGCUCUUUGUGCAUAUCAAUAUUCUGGACAGUGAUUAAAUAACACAUCCCAAUCUUCGUUGGCUGUUCAGGUGAUUUGUCUUCACAUUCCAAAAUGGACUUGGCUCUUGAGCUGCGAUGGAAGAGCUAUGAUGGUUUUUGGCCUCCGUGGAAGCCUUAAUACAUCUCCAGAGUGCAGACCUCACUGCCAUGAAUGUUAUGGUGAAGACUGCCUUCCUGUACUUAAUUUGGAAAUAUUUUGGACAAAAUUUAUUUAAACUGACAACUUUAAGCUUUGACAUUCAUAAGCCUGGCUUUUCCUGAAUCCUAGCUGCUGUUACUAAGGGGAAAGAAAAGGCAUGUAGCAUACUGAGAAACAUUCCAGUUAAGAUAUUAAGAGACAAAUUUAUAAAGGGGUUACUUUAUCCUAGUGAGUUUCACAUCCUGGCUUGCAUUUCAUUAGUGCUUAUGGAGUCAUUAUCAGGACUUGUACCACAGGAUCCAUUUUGUGCCCUUUAUCGAAAGAAUAAUAAUUUCUUAUAUCAACUUUCAGUUUUUAAAAAAGUUGCUGGUCUUCAAGGUAGGCUUAGAAUGGUGCAGACAUUUUCUUCUGCAGUCUUGAAAGCCAAGGGAGUCUCUGAAUGAAGUUUCCAUCCAUGCUCAUCCUUUUAAGCAGGAUAGUGUGCAAUUUGAAGCACAAGAAUCAUCACAAUUUGACACCAUGAAAAGUUGGAUCCUGCAAACUGUGUACAUCAUGGAAAGUACCUGUGGAUGACUUCAGAUUUACUUCUUCCACUCAAGGCCAACUAUCUGCAUAAUACACUUCCCAGCUCCUUCCAUACAACCAGAGGAAUUCCUCAGCAACUUUCAGGACUUCUGAGAUUUCACAUGCAUUACUUUCACACUAUCAAGCUUGGAUUAGGAACCAAAAGGACUAGUAACUUUCUUCUAGAAACUCAAAACUUCCCAAGAUGCUGCUUUCUGAAGCCAAUACUACAUUCUGCCGUAUUUUUGCUGUUCCAAUGUGGAACAGCAGUGAGUGCAAACCUUCAUUUUUUAACAGCUAAACGUGUGUGUUUGUUUUUAAAACUCCUAAGACUGUGUCCUCUGUAUGUGUUUGUCUGCCUGCAGUUUCAUGAUUAGAAACUGGGUCAAACAUAUAAUCACAAUGGGAUGGAUCUGGUCACAGUUAUAUUUAGAGCUCAGUAAACCCACUGAAACCAAUGGGAUUUAAGUUAGCCCAUCUGGAUUCAUCACACAUGUGGAUUUUUUUUUUUUGGGUAAAUGAAUUGUAACUGCUUGAUCUUUUAUACUGAUUUCUAAAAUUAUUUUUAAUGGGGAAAAAAUGAAGUGCCAAGAUCAUUUUAUAGUUAUUGUUUGUUCUCUCAGCACCUUUGACUCAUUUCUGUAUUUGAGGGAGCAGCGGGUAGGCAAAGGAAUUAUAAAUGUUUUUAUCCAAACACAGUUGAUGUCAGUGGAAAUUCAUCUUAAUGGUAGCAAAUUCCAAUGCUUGGAAGAAAUUAAUCACAGAUCACAGGACUGGUAUUAGAAACAACCAGAUUCCUGCUCCACUUCCAUUAGUUUCUGAUUAUUAGUGUCUUGGAGCAUUAUGCUGUUAUGUGUAGCCAUGAUUUUCCUUGAAACAAUGAGGACUAGAAGCUUCUGGUGAAUUCAGAGAAUCAAACAUCCAGAAGCUUUGAAAGAGAGAUCUAUUGCACAGUUUAAGAUCUUAUACCAUGCUGCUUUUUUCAUGUUAUGUACAAGAUACAAAAUCCAUGCACACAAACUAGCCAAAGUUAAACAAUUCUAAAUUGUUCCAUAGAUUGUAAUGGCAGAAAUUUAAGCAUAUGCUCAGCCCUCCCAAUCUGUGAGCCUUAAAACAAGUGGAUUUUUGCCACUAGUUAUUUAGUUUUCUGUAUCAAGUUGUGAAAACACUGUUCUGCAGAUAUUUUUGUACCAAAUACUCUUUCUAUAUUUGAUGUGCAUUCAACAUCUGGGAUGGCCUUCACUCUUGAAGGGAGACAAAAGUUUUAUUUGCCUAUCAAUGCAAUCCGUUUCAUCCAUCCCUUGGGGGAUAAGGGCUUUUUCACAGUCUUAUCUCAUGGCAACAAGCUUGAAGCUUGCUUCCAUUUUGACUACAUUAAUAUAAUUAAUCCCAAACUUAUACCAAAGUAAUUGAAUUUGAAAACAGCGAGGAUCCUUGGCUUGCUUCAAGACGUAGCUGUAUGAACAGCAAGGGUAAUUGAAUUCAUUUGUAGUUUUGCAGUUUCAUUUUGAAGCAGGUGGUUUUGAGAGUUUGAGAGAAUUACAGUUUGAGGUAGAUUUUUAAAACUAAAUCUACCAGAAUUCUCCAGUUUCAUGGAGGGGAUUCUGGGAACUGUAUUCCAAAAAAUGUGAACUUUCCCAAGCUCCAAAGAUGCUUCAAGAGAAUCAGCAAAGUUGUGUAGGCAGGCAGUGCUGCUUAUUUGCAAAGAGGUCAAGAUAAUAAACCUCUCUCCUUGUGGUCAAGUAGUUGCUACUGUGUCACAAAAUGGGUCCCCCAAAUUACAAAGUUCCUGCCUCACUUUCAUUUCAUCUACAAAAUAUGCAUCUGCGUGCACAACAAUCGGCAGCACUCCAACAUCCCCUCAGCAUAGCAUAUGUGUCUGCAUGUGGAGAUAUGCUGUGUUGACACUACACAACCCCUGUGCAGAAGGGUAACAUUGGGCAGCACAUACUAUUGAGCCAUGUGCAACAAGAAUGUGAAAUGUGCAAACUCCAUGGUCAAUAAUUCACCCUGCCUGCUUAGCAUGACAUGCCUGUGUAUGUCACUAACAUGCAUAAGUCUUGCUAUGCAAGCAGGGUGAAUUAUUACUGGCUCUGGAGUCUGCUGUUGUGCAUUUCAGUUUUACAUUCUGUUUGCACAAUGCAUAUCCGGUUAUACAUUGCUCAAUACCAACUAGUCAUUUAGAGCCAGUGUAGUGUAGUGGUUUUAGUGUUGGACUAUGACUCUGGAGACCAGGGGUUUGAUUCCACUUAAGCCAUGAAAUUUGCUUGUUGAUCUUGGGCAAGUCACAUGCUCUCAGCUUUAGGGAAAGGCAAUGGCAAACCUCUGAACAAAUCUUGCCAAGAAAACCCCAUGAUCAUCUUAGGAUUGCCAUAAGUUGGAAAUUAUUUGAAGGCACACAACAACAACAACAACAACAACAACAACAACAUGUCACUAACAGGAUGCCAGCUGCUAUGUGCAGUGCAUAACACAAUUGCACAUCCAUGUGAAAUACUGCUGCUUCACUUUUGCAAAGUGUCCAACUGUACCUGUAGGAGAACAUAUGUGUGCGUAAGUGACCAUCAAGAUUCAGGCCAUAGUCUUCUGCUUUUAACCCUCCCAUAUUUUCCCAAAAUUUCUUCCAGCUUCCCCCAUCCCACCCCAUAAAUCCAUGAAGAAUGAGAAGAGAGGUUAAACACACAAUGCCUUUUGACUGGCAGCAUUAAAAGUGCUCCAUUUGGAAACAUCCCUGGUUGAGAAUCAGGCCCUUAUAACCAUUAAUAACCCUAUUCUAGAUGCAAUCAUAGGAUGGUGAACUAAAACAAACAAAUGACAAUAAAUCCUGUGGAAAACCCAUGUGUGCCUUUGUUUUAUAAAAAAUAUCCAAAUAACACUACAGAGUUAAGAAGGAUGAUGACAAUAUGGCAUUAAUAAUAUAUUUUUGAAUUGUUGUGAUUAAAAUGAAUGAAAAUGGA